Molecule: messenger RNA, 720 nt
Organism: Aureobasidium uvarum
Lineage: Eukaryota; Fungi; Ascomycota; Dothideomycetes; Dothideales; Saccotheciaceae
Source: the annotation of a GenBank genome assembly
AUGGAAAUGGAAAACUUCGGUCACCAGUCAAAGCUCCGGAAUCUUGCUCAACAUUCGAGUAAAGCCAUCGAGCUUCAGAGAGACAUCGAGACGAAUUCCGUCGCGAACGCGCCCUACCCGAUGAACAACUCGGUAGAGCUGGCUUGUUCGACACUAAGGGAGCUGCAGGAACAGGUCAGCGACGAACCCGAGCUCGUUCGUGGCACCAAGGAGUUGAUCAACUUCAUGCAAAACCUGCGAAUAUCUCCACCAGGACCGACAGCCGACGAGCAAUUACAGGCACUGCAUCCUAUUCGUCACUGGGUGCCCUGGCUUCCAAGAUCGCUCAUCCGUCUCUCCGAUCGCGAACCGCUUGUCCUGGUUUUCCUUGCACAUUACCAUAUGGUCGUUUUGGCAGUUGAGUCGAUUCUGCCAGCCGCGCCCAAUUUUCUCCUUACGUCCAAGCGCGUCGAAUUCAUCGAACGACUUGAAACAGCAAUCGGCCAAGUAUACAGACCGACGGAAAAGUUGCCAAAACAGCCGGGUACUCGAAGACGCAGAGAGAGUCUCGAGAACCUGAUGUCUGGUCCUGCGGCUUUUGCUCGGCAGUGGAGACUGACGAAUCUGCUGGCCUCGGAAUGCGCUCCUUUGUGGGGAUCUUCCCAGUCCGCGGAUCAGGGCACAGAGCCGCAGUGGCAGGACCCUGAUCCCGUCGACUUCACUCUAUACAAGUACCAAUAA